Molecule: messenger RNA, 1781 nt
Organism: Pistacia vera
Lineage: Eukaryota; Viridiplantae; Streptophyta; Magnoliopsida; Sapindales; Anacardiaceae
Product: silicon efflux transporter LSI2-like
Exons: 3
Coding region: 1-1644 (547 amino acids)
Biological process (GO): transmembrane transport
Cellular component (GO): membrane
Source: RefSeq, a predicted model, not a curated record
AUGGCAAUGGCAUCUCUAGUAAAGGUGAUUCUGGGCUCAAUUGCCUUCGCAAUCUUUUGGGUGUUGGCGGUUUUCCCAGCUGUCCCUUUUCUACCAAUAGGGAGGACUGCAGGAUCCCUCUUAAGCGCCAUGCUUAUGGUCUUAUUCCAAGUCAUAUCACCUGAUCAAGCCUAUGCUGCAAUUGAUCUUCCCAUACUUGGUCUUCUCUUUGGGACAAUGGUCGUGAGUGUGUAUCUGGAAAGAGCAGAUAUGUUCAAAUACUUGGGUAAGUUGCUCUCUUGGAAAAGCAAAGGGCCGAAGGACUUAAUUUGUCGAAUCUGCUUGAUUUCAGCCAUUUCAAGUGCUCUUUUCACCAAUGAUACCUCUUGUGUGGUCUUGACUGAGUUUGUAUUGAAAAUUGCUCGGCAACAUAAUCUCCCUCCACAUCCAUUCCUAAUUGCUCUUGCAUCAAGUGCUAACAUUGGUUCUUCAGCAACUCCCAUUGGUAACUCUCAAAACUUGGUUAUAGCUGUUCAGAGCAAGAUUAGUUUUGGAAAGUUUCUAAUUGGAAUCCUCCCUGCAAUGCUUAUGGGAGUUUUUGUGAAUGCUGUAAUUAUUCUUCUCAUGUACUGGAAGUUGUUAUCCUCUCAGAAGGAUGAAGAAGAUGCAACUGCUGAUGUUGUAGCAGAAGAGGAUGUGACUUCUCAUCGGUUUUCACCAGCCACUAUGUCGCAUGAGACAUCCUUAAAUUCUCAGGAACGGAACUCUAGAGCGGAAUCUAUUAAUUUCCAAAGUUCUCCCAAUGUGAAUAUCAAUAUAGUUCAUGUUGAUACUCUUAGAAAUCGAGCUAGUUCUAUUGAGAAUGAAAUCCACAGGGUACAUAGUGGUGCAAUCGGAACACCAGGAAAUUCAAAUGAAUCAAAAGAGGUGUCAACGGAUGGAUCUUCUCAGAGAAGGGAGGAAGCUUUCUCUCCAAAGGGGGUUGCAUCAACAAUUAGAUUGAGCAAUGUUCUUUCACAGCAGAUCUUAGACGGAAAGGAAAAUUUGGCCACAAGGUGGAAAAAAAUAUUGUGGAAAUCAUGUGUUUACCUUGUUACUGUAGGAAUGUUAAUUUCUCUGCUUAUGGGUCUCAACAUGUCCUGGACUGCAAUUACUGCUGCACUUGCUCUUGUGGUUCUCGAUUUCAAAGAUGCUCGACCAAGCCUGGAAAAGGUGUCUUAUUCGCUUUUAAUUUUCUUCUGUGGAAUGUUUAUCACUGUUGAUGGCUUUAACAAAACUGGAAUUCCAAGCACUCUUUGGGAUUUCAUGGAGCCCUAUGCACAGAUUGAUCACGUUAGUGGGACAGCAGUUCUUGCUGUUGUCAUUCUUGUCCUGUCAAAUGUGGCAUCCAAUGUACCAACUGUUCUCUUGCUUGGAGGUCGAGUAGCAGCAUCUGCAGCUGCAAUAUCUGCAGCCGAUGAGAAGAAGUCGUGGCUAAUUUUAGCUUGGGUCAGCACAGUAGCUGGGAACCUCUCAUUACUUGGAUCAGCUGCCAACUUGAUAGUAUGUGAGCAAGCUCGCCGUGCUCCACACCUUGCAUAUACCUUAUCCUUCUGGAAUCAUCUCAAAUUCGGAGUGCCCUCAACCCUGAUAGUUACAGCAAUUGGUUUGAUGUUGUUAAGAUGAUUCUGAUCUCCUUCAGCAGAAUCUGUUCAUGUAAAUAUUUUUUGCUUGAGACAGUCUUCCUGCUAUGAUUUGAAAUUUGCUGUAAUAUUCUAUUGUCAAGAACAAAAUUCAAUUUUUUUUCUUCCAACAAAGCUGGU